This is a messenger RNA of Anopheles gambiae (African malaria mosquito), 1944 nucleotides long. Its product is annotated as dynein axonemal light chain 4. The transcript has 4 exons. Gene Ontology annotation, cellular component: dynein complex. Gene Ontology annotation, biological process: microtubule-based process. NCBI's taxonomy places the organism in Eukaryota, Metazoa, Arthropoda, Insecta, Diptera, Culicidae. The record is from RefSeq and is a predicted model, not a curated record. The coding region runs from base 210 to 527 and encodes 105 amino acids. Gene Ontology annotation, molecular function: dynein light intermediate chain binding; dynein intermediate chain binding.
GUAGUGGAUUUGGUGGAAAUGAAGCAUAAUUUUGUUUUGUAUUCUCUUUUAUCUCGUAUAGCGCUGUAGGAAAUACGCUUUUUAUACAGGAAUUGGUGAGGAAGUCAAUCCUUCAAUUACACACAGUGUGUGCUCAACCAUUUCUUCAUCCAACAGAUCUAUCUGCAGCUAAGUAAAAGGGAGCAAAUCUUCCAAAUCUUACACCCACCAUGGAGGACCAACCGAAGGCCGAAGGUGAGGCGGACAAAAAGAUUGUCCACGUAUACCCACUGGUCAAGUAUUCCGAUAUGAAUGACGAUGUCCGAGCCGAGGCGAUAGAAUUGAGCAUUACAGCGUGUGAGAAAUACGCACAAAACUACGAGGUUGCCGCCAAAACGAUCAAAGAGCUGAUGGACAAAAAGUUUGGCACCUUCUGGCAUGUGGUCGUCGGCGAAGGCUUCGGUUACGAGGUGUCGUACGAGACGAAGAACAUACUGUACCUGUUUUUCGGUGGCAACUUAGCGAUCGUGCUGUGGAAGUGUUCCUAAGCAACCGCUUGGGAUCAAUGGUGGCAUGGUUGUUUUUCUAAUAGUAGUCCAAUUGUUUCUAGUAUCGUGCAGCAGUAAGCAGCAAUGAAGGUUCCCAUUUUGCAAAUUCAAGAUAAAUACAGCCGCUGCUCUUUGAUGGCGAUUUGUUAAGUAAAUGUGUGUGUGGCCAUAUUCCUGUGUAAGUUUCCCGAUCCUUGUUUUUCCCCCCGUCCAAUUAUCCUCCUCAAAACCAUGUAAAAAUUUCAAAAUUCAAACACAAAAGCGCACAUGUGUGUAAAGUGUCCCUACCUUGUAAAAAAACAUUUAAAAAACUAUCCUUCUUAUUUGCACUACUAUGAAAAUUGGAAACUGAUGAUCCUCUGUACAUAUGCUAUUAAGUGUGUGUGUGUUCUUUUUGUAUAUGUGUAAAAAGAAAACUGUACAGAAAAUGGUAAAACACAAAACUAAUGUACCAUAAUUGGAGAUCGGUUCAAAAAUCUGUAAAAAUUCCUUUUUUAACCCUCCAAAAACGAACCAUGUACAGCAAAAUAAGCUGGAGAGAAAGGCGUCACGUUUGUAAAUGAAGCAGGAGAGCAAGUGUCCCGGGAGAUGCAGGGUACAACAACUAGUGGCACCAGCGCUGGCACCCCGGCACCAGCAUCCCUGGACAAUCGGAAGUUUGGGUGUUUGGUCCCCUCGGGGGCCGUGUCGAGUGUCGCCAUGCCAUGUGCUCCCGCGAUGCUUCUCUACCACCCACCACCACCACCACCCCCGUUUCUCACGUUCUGCAAUGCUAUUCUACUCUAAUCUGCGCCUUACAGCGUCAUUGUUGUUAUGCGGAUCAGUGAAUAAUGAUGAAGAUCACACCGAAACUGGAAGUGUGCGUGUGACUUCCCGAGCCUAUCUGAACACUGUCUUCGUACCGUACCGUUUCUACUUUCCCUCCGUAGUAGUGCCGUAGAUGUGCGUUUUUAAAGGACACACUCACUGUUGUACUAGCCGUAACACACUUACCUACAUAGUACACUAAUAGUAAUUCUUUCUUAAGCACCUAACAUUUAAUUAAUAGUAAAGCACUCAGCGUACACACAUUUAUGAAAUCAUUGCUGCGCCAGGUUUUUUCAACAUGACCCGCACAUUAUUAAAUCUUUUAUUUUAGUAACAUCAUUAUCAUCAUCUUUACCGUUAUAUCGAUUAGAAGCCAUUUUUCGGACUAUAAAUUGCAAUAGCUGAUAAAUACUCUUCCAGUGUGUAAUUGUUGCUCCGAUUUGCCGAGUUUUCGAGUCUCGAUUGAAACACAUUCAAACGUUUUAUCUCUUGUAUAAUUGCUUCCUAUACUCUAUGUUAGACAAACGAAGAAAGAAACACUUUUAUAAAAUCUGUAAACGUUUGAGUUGCUCAGUUUAGUAUUUAAUAAAACAGAGCUCUAUAAUCCCAA